CGGGGUCGGCCUACGGCCAGCGGCCGCCCGCGCCCCCACUUUAAGCUCUGGCCCGCGGGGCCGUGCGGGGGCUGCCGCUGCGCGCCCGCGCUCCUCGUGCACCGCCGGGCACUGGGGCGACCCCGGGCUCCCGCGCCUUGGGCGCCCGCCCGCGCGCCUUCUCCCGGGCGGCCCGCCCUUCCUCCCGGCGUGCUCCGCGGCGCGGCCAUGUUGCCGUAGUGUUGUUUUCCUCCUGCGGAGGCGACGGGCCGCUGCGCACCGCGACGCGCCGGCCUCCCGUGCUGCGCUCGCCCGGCGCGGGCCCGCGGCCGCUCCCCUGCCGCCCCGGCCCGCAGCAGCCCCGUCGGCCGGCCCGGGGCGCGGCCGGAGCGGGCCCUCGAGCGCUAUGGCGGCCGCCCUGGGCGCGGGCGGCGGAGCCGGCGCCGCAGAUGAUGAUUUUGACCAGUUUGAUAAGCCUGGUGCAGAGCGAUCCUGGAGGAGAAGAGCUGCAGAUGAGGACUGGGACAGUGAACUUGAAGAUGACUUACUUGGAGAAGAUUUGCUGUCUGGCAAAAAGAAUCAAUCGGAUUUGUCAGAUGAAGAGCUAAAUGAUGAUCUUUUACAGAGUGAUAAUGAAGAUGAAGAAAAUUUCAGUUCUCAGGGUGUCACGAUGAAUCUGAAUACGACUUCUAGCAUGGUUACCUCAUUUGAACUGUCUGACAACACGAAUGACCAGUCUGGAGAACAGGAGUCUGAGUAUGAGCAAGGAGAGGAUGAAAUAGCUUACCACAAAUCCGACGGACCAGAUUUGUACACUCAGGAGUACCCAGAGGAAGGGCAAUAUGAAGGCCAUGAUGCAGAGUUGACAGAAGACCAGAUAGAGUAUGGGGAAGAGCCAGAGGAAGAGCAGCUGUACAGUGACGAAGUGUUGGACAUUGAAAUCAAUGAACCUUUAGAUGAAUUUACAGAUGAAGAACACUUGCAGGCUUGUGGUGGGCAACAAGGGCUGCAAGAGCAGGAAGACUGUGUUGCUGAAGAUGAAUUAGAUGAGAUUACUGAUUCCCAGGUUGCUUCUGAGACCCAAGAGGGAGGUAUGGAAACUUUGGAGCUCCAGAAGGACAUAAAAGAAGAAUCAGAUGAAGAGGAAGAUGAUGAUGAAGAAUCUGGACGAUUACGUUUCAAAACUGAAAGGAAAGAAGGAACAAUUAUUAGACUCUCAGAUGUAACUAGAGAGAGAAGGAACAUUCCAGAAACUUUGGAGCUUUCAGCAGAAGCCAAAGCUGCAUUGCUUGAAUUCGAAGAAAGAGAGCGGCAGCACAAGCAGGGCCGCUACGGCUCCCGGCGGGGAGGAAGGAGAGGCGGCUCUCUGAUGUGCCGAGGAAUGGGCGACCAGAGGAGAGAGGGCAGCGAGCGGGGCAGGAUGAAGGACCACAGGCCCGCUCUGCUUCCUGCACAGCCUCCUGUCGUGACUCACUCUCCGAGACUAAUCCCACCUCCACAGCCUCAGCCUCCACCUCCACCUCCGCCUCCUCAGCAGCAGCCAAUCAGAAGUCUGUUCCAGCAGCAGCAGCUACAACCUCUGCUUCCCCUGCAGCACCCACAUCACCCUUCCCCACCUCAGGGAGUGCACAUGCCCCCCCAGAUAGAGACCCCGAGGAUGAUGCUGACGCCCCCUCCUGUGACGCCACAGCAACCCAAGAACAUCCACAUCAACCCACACUUCAAGGGGACGGUGGUGACCCCUGUUCAAGUGCCCUUGCUGCCCGUACCAAGCCAGCCGAGGCCUGCCGUGGGACCCCAGCGAUUCCCAGGCCCUCCGGAGUUCCCACAGCAUACGCCUGGACCUGUUCCCAGCAGUUUCAGCCAGCCGCCCCGCCUUCCUCUGCAGGAGCAGUGGAGAGCUCCACCGCCCCCGCAGGAGCGAGACCCGUUUUUUCUGGGAGUUUCAGGUGAACCGAGGUUCCCAAGUCAUCUUUUCUUGGAGCAGCGAAGUCCCCCUCCACCACCACCUCCACCCACGCUUCUGAAUAGCAGCCACCCUGUUCCUGCUCAAAGUCCCUUACCAUUCACUCAGCCUGGACCAGCAUUUAAUCAGCAAGGACAGCAGCCAGUGUUCCCAAGAGAGAGGCCCGUAAGACCAGCCCUGCAGCCCCCAGGUCCAGUGGGGAUCCUGCACUUUAGCCAGCCAGGGUCAGCAGCCACCCGGCCUUUCAUUCCUCCUAGACAGCCCUUCCUGCCUGGCCCAGGACAGCCGUUCCUGCCCACACACGCCCAGCCGAACCUUCAGGGGCCGCUGCAUCCUCCAUUGCCGCCGCCUCAUCAGCCGCAGCCACAGCAGCAGCAGCCCCAGCAGCAGCCCCAGCACCAUCAGCACCAGCCCCAGCACCAUCAGCACCAGCCCCAGCACCAGCCCCCACUCCAGCCCCAGCUGCAGCCGCCGCACCAGCCACCUCCCCAGCACCAGCCACCUCCCCAGCACCAGCCGCAGCACCAGCCGCAGCAGCACCAGCACCACCACCACCUUCCUGCCCCUCCGCCUCCUCUGAUGCCCAUGUCUCAGCCACAGUUCAGGCCCCACGUGCAGACUGCUCAGCCCCAGCCCAGCAGUAGCCGGAUGCAGUGUCCCCCACGCCAGGGGCUGCGGCACAAUGCAGCAUCUCAGAACGUAACCAAGCGGCCCAUGCAGCAGAUGCAGCCCACUGCUCCCAGAAACAGUAAUUUGCGCGAGUUGCCCAUUGCGCCCUCACACGUAAUGGAAAUGAGUGGCAGUCGCUGCUCCUCCACACCUGCAGCUCAAGUGAAGCCCAUCAGCACAUCCCCACCCGCAAGGGCUGUGGUGGCUUCCAGAAGCUCACAGGCGAAGACAGAAGCAAAAGUCAAGCCAGCGAGCCCUGUGGCUCAAACAAAGGAAGAAGCAAAACCAGAAGCAGAGUUUCCUGAUGAAGAUGAAGAAACAAGGUUAUAUCGCUUAAAGAUAGAGGAGCAGAAACGCCUGAGAGAAGAAAUCCUGAAGCAGAAGGAGUUGCGCCGACAGCAGCAGGCUGGUGCCCGGAAGAAGGAGCUGCUGGAGAGGCUUGCGCAGCAGCAGCAGCAGCAGCAGCAGCAGCAGCAGCUCUAUGCCCCUCCAGCCCCAGUGGAGCAAGAGGAGCAGGCGGCUGCACCCUCACCUACCAAUGGUAACCCACUGCUACCCUUUCCAUGCGCACAGGGCAGGCAGAAUGUGAAAAACAGACUUCUUGUUAAAAACCAGGAUGUCACCAUUUCAAAUGCUCAGCCCAAAACAUCAACCUUUGUGCCAUCUGGUGCUAACAUGCAGUAUCAAGGACAGCAGAUGAAACCACUGAAACAUGUGAGGCAGGCCAAAGCAGUCCCUCAGAGUCAGACGCAGCCUCUGCACAAGGUGGUCCAGGUCAAACCUGCAGAUGUGGAGGACCCAACACCCCUGCCACAGGCAGCCCGCCCAGCGUCCCUCCAGGGCCGGCCCCAGGACAUGAAGCCUGGCGUGAAGAGGACUGUCAUGCAUCGGGCCAACAGUGGAGGUGGUGGAGAUGGGCCGCAUGUCAGCUCCAAGGUCAGAGUGAUUAAGUUAUCAGGAGGGCAGGGAGGAGAAAGCGAUGGAUUUUUUCACCCAGAGGGCCAGCCCCAGCGGCUUCCUCAGCCUCCAGAAGUGAGACAGCAGCCUACCCGCAAGGUGACACUGACCAAGGGGGUUCCUCAGCAGCCCCAGCACCCGCCCAUGGGACCCCACCUACACCCUGCUGUUCCUCCAGGGAUCAAAAGCAUCCAAGGCAUCCAUCCGGCCAAGAAGGCAAUCAUGCAUGGACGAGGCCGAGGUGUGGCAGGUCCCCUGGGCCGGGGACGCCUGAUGCCGAAUAAGCAGAACCUGCGGGUGGUGGAAUGCAAGCCGCAACCCUGUGUGGUGUCCGUGGAGGGGCUGUCCUCAUCUACCACUGAUGUCCAGCUGAAGAGCCUGUUGAUGUCGGUGGGGCCCAUUCAGAGUUUACAGAUGCUUCCUCAGCAGCGGAAAGCCAUAGCGAAGUUCAAGGAGCCAGCCCAUGCGCUAGCAUUUCAGCAGAAGUUCCACAGGCACAUGAUAGAUUUGUCCCACAUCAACGUGGCCCUGAUCGUGGAGUGACUGCUCCUGGGAGAGCCUGCCCUCAACGCUGCACACACACUGGAGUUUCUUCAGGGAGGCUGCCGGCCAGCGCAGGAGUCCCAGGACCUAGGGCUCUCCGGUGUGCAGUCUGCUAACUGUUGUCCGGAGCACCAGCCAGCCCCAGGGUGAUUCCCGAAGAGCUGAACUGAGGGGACAUGGCGAGUGGAGUUUGGUGUUAGAUAGCUUCAGAUUCUGUUGUCCACAAGAACUCCGGUUCUCGUUUUCUUUUGUUUCCAAGUGCUUUCGAUGCAUGUAGACCUGGUUCUUUGUGAUCCUGCUGUGUGAUCGAGCAGUGACUUAGAUUCAGGAAAGAACUUUACCGUACGUCACAGACCCUAAGUAUUCUUCACAGCAAAGAACAUUUGAUAAUGGUUGCACCUAUCUUCAGUGCAGGCUAGACAAGAUGCUCUCAGCCACGCCUUCUGGCGGCACCUCCGGCCUCAGGCCCCGGUGAGAGUAGGUUAAAAUGUGGGUGCCUGUUGAUUGGCACGUGCACAUCAUGGGGAGCAGGGUGUGAGUGGGUGGUUGGGAGUAGUGCUAAUGGGAGUGACAAUUCUGCUUCUUGUAAAUAUCUCAAAAGUGCCAGUUGCAUGUUCCUGGUUCCCAGGUGAGCUUCCACCUGUUCACACUUUCCCAGACGAGGUGCAGUGUUGGCCAGGUACCAGGUGCCCCAUGACCCAGAGUGGGGCAGGUCCUGCGACCUGCAGACUGCCCUCUGGCCCAGCUUCUGCCUGUGAGGUUGAGGCCUGUUGCGGGUGGACACGGUAUUCCUCCUUCUGAAUGCAGCCCCAGGUGGCACACCAUCUCCCUGGCUAGGUGUCGUGUACUAUCACUGCUUUGAUUGCUUUUUGUUUUGUAGAUCUUUUGAGCAGGGGUAUCACAGUCCUUCAGGGACCCGAGAGUCUCCUCUGCUUGCUGUUCUCCAUGGUGCGUGGUGUGAGGGAUGGCCAUCUCACAGGCUGUGCCACUUGAGAUAAAGGGUGUCUGUUGUCUCCUAGUUUUCUGAUGACUCCUCAGGUGAGACUCGCUCUCCAAAGCAGCCUCUAGCAGAGUCCCUGCUGGGCACACUGAGAAGUGCCUUAUUGUGCUUCUGCCCAUGAAUGUCGCUAUUGGGUAUGCAGUCUGGAUUGUUUGCACAGGUGACACCAGUGCACACUCAAGACUUCCACCUCUAUUUUACACCUGUGAUUUCAUGUCACGUUUAUUAGUGGAGCUGAGGGAAAUAGAAGCCUAUUGUCACUUACUGCCUCUGCUUAACCCAGCGAGGACCAGCCUGAGCCUUGAAGCUCUUUGGAGUUGCCUUGUAGGAGCUAAGGGGAAGGGGCACCAGAUUUGUAGCAGCUGUUUCACACAGCUGAAGUUUUACAUGACGUGUUCAAAUUAAGUUUCCAGUGUUAAGAACUGGAGAAUGUUACUCCAGGCCCUGUGAGUCUUCCCAUAGCAUUAAUUCUAAGGUGACAUCUUGUGCCUAGGAGGAACACUGGGAAGUGUGGGUGGUUGUUUGGGUUCUAGGGAAGUACGGCAGGCGGGUCAUCCUAGAGAACCCUGCGGCUGUGAUGCCAACUCUGUCCAGAAGCCUCAUGGCUUGGCAGGUGGACUGUCACCAGCCCCACCAUGCCCACAGCAGGGUCUACACACGAGUUCCUUUGAGUGCCGUCAGCUGGUCAGCACACUCACUGCCGUUUAACGUUCAGUUAGACACAGGGUGUUCACAUCCGUAGGAGUGCAGUGUAUCUGGCCCAGUCCACAGAGAACUGUGCUGGAGUGAUGAGUUUGGUAGUCUGUAAGCUCCAGUGAAGAGAGAUCCAGAGCACUCAGGACCCGCUGGGGCCUGGGAAGCUUUAUUUCAUCAUCAAGGACUUAUGAUCCAAUACCAUGAGUUUAAUAGAUUUUUGCCACUUUCUCAAACAGUCUGAGUUCUCUGCUUUUAAAGCCCCAUCUUCAUGUUCUGCAGGGCAGGCAUGGGAACACUGAGGUUAGGGUUGAGAGAACAAGCCCUCUUCGGGCACCACCGCUGCAGACAGGCCUCAGGGCCACCCCACGGUCUGCUUGUGGCUUUGUCGAAUGUGACGCGCGUACCUGGGGGCACGUGCGUGUCCGUAACUGUCUGCGCACGAGAGCAGGCUUUCUCUUCCCGCAGUGUCCUGAGAGACCGUGCGUCAGUCGGGCCUGCACACAGCCCCAUUAGAACAGCCAGGCACAGGCCAGCCUCUCCACACACAGCAUCGAGAGCUCACUCUCAGUACCGGGCAGGCCAGUGCUGAAGGCUCAGUUUCCUUGAAAGAACCCACAGAAGAGGAAAGAAGCAGAAUUAGAGAGUCGUGUCGUUCCAUUUUCGGUGCACUCUGGCAGCAAAGUCAAACCGUGCGCCUGAACCCUCGUGGAAGAUCUGCUGCAACCAUUAUCUUUGUUCUUUCUUUAUCAUGCAUUUAAAAUGAGAUGCAAAAGCAUUAGCAUACUGUGUAAAUAUGGACCUUUUAAAAUUAAAACGUUGUUGGAAGUGCUUUCCGCUCAGCAACAUCUUAGCUAUUUGUUAGUUCUUUUGUGUUGUCUUAUCAGAGUUCAAUGGAGACACUUCAUUUUGUGAUGUGUUUGUGUGUACAUUCGAUUUUUAUAAAGAUGGUAGUUAAGUCAAUA
This is a messenger RNA of Sciurus carolinensis (gray squirrel), 6772 nucleotides long. It is a transcript of the gene Rbm33, whose product is annotated as RNA binding motif protein 33. The record is from RefSeq and is a predicted model, not a curated record. The transcript is spliced from 19 exons. The coding region runs from base 386 to 4114 and encodes 1242 amino acids. Gene Ontology annotation, molecular function: RNA binding. Lineage: Eukaryota; Metazoa; Chordata; Mammalia; Rodentia; Sciuridae.